CACACACACUCCUCCUAGCUCUCAUUUUUUAUUUCCUUUUUCAUCCCCAGCAAAAACACGCACACAUAAAUUAAAUUCAAACGAAUCAAACCCUAAAAACAACAAAAAAAAAAUAAUACAAUCUCACACACACAUUUUCAAACAUGGCGGCCGUAACUUCACCAAACCCACCUUUCACCACCACCACCACAAAACCACCGCAUUCCGCCACCACAUUUCACCGUCCCACCACCACUCAUUUAUCCUUCCCAACCCCACCAAAACGAAACCGUUUCCUUCACAUCACCAACGUCCUCUCGGACCACAAACCCAUCACUACCACCACUACAACCACCGUUCCACCACCUUCAUUCACUUCCCGUUUCGCCGCCGACCAACCCCGGAAGGGCUCCGACGUUCUCGUAGAAGCCCUCGAACGUGAAGGCGUCACCGACGUCUUCGCUUACCCUGGUGGCGCGUCAAUGGAGAUCCACCAAGCUCUCACGCGCUCCACCACCAUCCGCAACGUCCUCCCCCGCCAUGAACAAGGUGGCAUCUUCGCCGCAGAAGGCUACGCACGUGCCUCCGGUCUCCCCGGCGUCUGUAUAGCCACUUCCGGUCCCGGCGCCACAAACCUUGUCUCCGGCCUUGCUGACGCGCUUCUUGACAGUGUCCCCGUCGUUGCCAUCACCGGCCAAGUUCCCCGGCGAAUGAUCGGAACUGAUGCUUUUCAAGAAACACCCAUUGUUGAGGUAACAAGAUCCAUUACUAAACAUAACUAUUUGGUUUUAGAUGUUGAUGAUAUUCCAAGAAUUGUUAGAGAAGCUUUUUAUCUUGCCCGGUCGGGUCGACCCGGACCCGUUUUGAUUGAUAUUCCAAAAGAUAUACAACAACAGUUAUGUGUGCCUAAAUGGGAUGAGCCCAUGAGGCUUCCUGGUUAUUUAUCUAGGUUACCUAAGCCACCUAAUGAUGGUUUACUAGAACAAAUUGUGAGGUUAGUUGGAGAGUCGAAAAGGCCGGUUUUGUAUGUAGGUGGUGGUUGUUUGAAUUCGAGUGAUGAGUUGAGACGGUUUGUUGAGCUUACGGGUAUUCCGGUAGCUAGUACUUUAAUGGGUCUUGGGUCUUAUCCAGCUUCGAGUGAUUUGUCUCUUCAAAUGCUUGGAAUGCAUGGAACUGUUUAUGCGAAUUAUGCUGUUGAUAAGGCGGAUUUGUUGCUUGCGUUUGGGGUUAGGUUUGAUGACCGUGUGACUGGAAAGCUUGAAGCUUUUGCUAGUAGAGCUAAGAUUGUUCAUAUUGAUAUUGACUCUGCUGAGAUUGGGAAGAAUAAGCAGCCACAUGUGUCGGUUUGUGGUGAUAUUAAGAUUGCGUUACAGGGUCUUAACAAGAUUUUAGAAGGGAGGCGUGAGAUGAGUAAUCUUGAUUUUUCGGCGUGGAGGGCAGAGUUGGAUGAACAAAAGGUGAACCAUCCGUUGAGUUUUAAAACGUUCGGUGAAGCUAUUCCACCGCAAUAUGCUAUUCAGGUGCUUGAUGAGUUAACGGGUGGGAAUGCUAUUAUAAGUACUGGGGUCGGGCAACAUCAGAUGUGGGCUGCUCAGUUUUACAAGUACAACAGACCUAGACAGUGGUUGACUUCAGGUGGACUAGGGGCUAUGGGCUUUGGACUGCCUGCAGCCAUUGGUGCAGCCGUUGCAAGACCUGAUGCAGUGGUAGUGGAUAUCGAUGGUGAUGGAAGUUUUAUCAUGAAUGUUCAAGAGUUGGCUACUAUCCGAGUGGAAAAUCUUCCUGUCAAGGUUUUGUUACUCAAUAAUCAGCAUUUGGGUAUGGUGGUUCAAUGGGAGGAUCGUUUCUACAAGGCAAAUAGGGCGCAUACCUACUUGGGGAACCCAUCAAAGGAGGCUGAAAUAUUUCCAAACAUGUUGAAGUUUGCCGAAGCGUGUGAUAUACCAGCUGCACGAGUGACCCGUAAAGCUGAUCUACGGGCGGCUAUUCAGAAGAUGUUGGAUACUCCUGGGCCUUACUUGUUGGAUGUCAUUGUGCCGCAUCAAGAACAUGUUUUGCCGAUGAUUCCUGCUGGUGGGGGCUUCAUGGAUGUGAUCACCGAGGGUGAUGGUAGAACGAAGUAUUGAGCUUCAAAGUCACAACUUAGUUUCAAGUUUCAACCACUGUAUGUAAACAUCUAGCAUCUUUACUUAAGAGGUGUGAGCAGUUUGUUGGAUUUGAAGUUAAUUUCUUGUUGUGUAUUUUAGUUUCUGGUUUUUUGAAUGUUCCGUAGUAGUGUAUUGACUGUUCUUUUAGUAGCCUCAUGAAUAAAUGUCUUUUUUUC
Erigeron canadensis is the source of this 2302-nucleotide messenger RNA. RefSeq names its product acetolactate synthase 1, chloroplastic. NCBI's taxonomy places the organism in Eukaryota, Viridiplantae, Streptophyta, Magnoliopsida, Asterales, Asteraceae. Gene Ontology annotation, cellular component: acetolactate synthase complex. Gene Ontology annotation, molecular function: thiamine pyrophosphate binding; magnesium ion binding; flavin adenine dinucleotide binding. Gene Ontology annotation, biological process: L-valine biosynthetic process. The coding region runs from base 144 to 2105 and encodes 653 amino acids. The transcript has a single exon. The record is from RefSeq and is a predicted model, not a curated record.